CAACAACAACAAUUAAUUGACUAUAAAAUGAAAUCAACAAUUUCAUAUUUUUUGAUAGUGUUGAUAUUUCCUUUGCAAUGUUCAUCAUAUUUAUCAUCAUUGAAAAUGGGAUCAUCCCUCUCAGUGGAGAAACAUGAAGAAGAUGUAAUUGUGUCUCCAGAUGGAACGUUCUCAGCUGGCUUUAUUCAAAUUGGUGAAAACGCAUUUUCCUUUGGCAUAUGGUUCACAGAGCUGCCUGACAGUCACAACUCUGCCACUGUUGUUUGGAUGGCAAACCGCGAACAACCUGUCAAUGGUAAGCGCUCAAAGCUUUCCCUCUUAAAAACAGGCAACAUUAUCUUGCUUGAUGCAGGUCAAUACAACACUUGGUCUUCAAACACAGAAUCAAAUGUUCCAUUAGAGUUACAUCUCAAAGAAAAUGGUAAUCUUGUGUUACUUGAGCUUCAAGCAACAACCAUCUUGUGGCAAAGCUUUGAUUUCCCCACAAAUACUCUGCUUCCUAAUCAACCUCUCACUAGAUACACAAAACUUGUUUCUUCAAGAAGCCAUAGUAAUCACUCCUCUGGCUUCUAUAAACUUUUCUUUGAUGAUAACAAUGUCAUUCGUCUCGAUUACGACGGUCCUGAUGUUUCAAGCACAUAUUGGCCACCACCUUGGUUGUUAAGUUGGGAAGCAGGAAGGUUCAAUUACAAUAGUAGUAGAAUUGCUUUCUUGGAUCCUCUUGGACAGUUAUUUUCAUCUGAUAAUUACUAUUUUUUCACAUUAGAUUAUGGUAUGACUAUACAAAGAAGACUAACCAUGGAUUUCGAUGGUAAUAUUCGAGUUUAUAGUCGAAAAAACAUGUCACAAAAUUGGUAUGUUUCAUAUCAAGCCAUACUUAAUACUUGCAUCAUUCAUGGAAUUUGUGGAGCUAAUAGCACUUGUAGCUAUGAUCCUAAAAAGGGUAAGAAAUGUUCUUGCAUUCCAGGUUACAAAGUGAACAAUUCUAGUGAUUGGUCUUAUGGAUGUGAACCCAUGUUAGAUUUCACUUGCAAUAAUAAAAAUGAGUCUACCUUUUUAAAAAUGCAAGGUGUUGAGUUCUAUGGUUAUGACAAAUAUUAUUACGUAAACAAUAGCUACAAAUAUUGUGAAACUUUAUGUUUACAAGAUUGUAGCUGUAAAGGGUUCCAAUAUGCUGAGGACAUGGACAAUGGAGUCUCCAAAUGCUAUACAAAGAGUCAAUUGCUGAAUGGAAGGCAUUCACCAAGUUUUCAAGGAAUAACAUACUUGAGACUACCAAAAGAUAAUAAUUACUCUAAACAUCAAUCUAUGAAUGUAAAUGAUCAUGUUUGUUUUGUGCAGCUUCACAAAGACUAUGUCAAAAAACAAGAAAAUCCAACGGUGAGGUUUUUUCUUUGGCUUUCAAUUACAAUUGCUGGUUUAGAAUCUGUCUGCGUUUUGGUGGUUUGUGUUCUUUUAAUUAAAACCAGCAAAAAGUCUAGUACUGCACAACAACAAAACUAUCAUCAUGUUGCAUUAUUUGGAUUCAGAAAAUUCAGUUACUUAGAGCUAAAGAAAGCAACAAAAAAUUUUAGUGAAGAGAUUGGAAGAGGUGGAGGAGGUGUUGUAUACAAAGGACUAUUAUCUGAUCAAAGACAUGUUGCAAUAAAGAAACUUCACAAUCACAAUGCUAAACAAGGAGAAGGUGAAUUUCUUGCUGAAAUAGCCAUCAUUGGAAGGCUUAAUCACAUGAAUUUGAUUGAAAUGUUGGGAUAUUGUGUUGAGGGUAACCAUAGGCUUUUGGUAUAUGAGUACAUGGAAAAUGGUUCUUUGGCUAAAAAUCUUUUAUCUAAUGCUAACAGACUUAAUUGGUGUAAGAGGUAUGCCAUUGCUUUAGGAACAGCUAGAGUGUUAGCUUAUUUACAUGAAGAAUGUUUGGAAUGGAUUUUGCAUUGUGAUAUUAAGCCACAAAAUAUACUUCUUGAUUCUAACUUGCAUCCCAAGUUAGCUGAUUUUGGUCUUUCUAAGUUAAUAAAUAGAAACAAUCUAAAUAAUGAUUUAGGAUUCUCAAUGAUUAGAGGGACUAGAGGUUACAUGGCACCUGAAUGGGUUUUUAAUUUGCCAAUAACAUCUAAAGUGGAUGUUUAUAGUUAUGGAAUUGUUGUGUUGGAAAUGAUAACUGGAAAAAGUCCAACAAUGAUGAUGAAUAUGGAAGGAGAUCAUGAUGGAGAAGUGGCACAUAAUGAAAGGAUGGUAACUUGGGUAAGAGAGAAAAAGAGGAGCACAUGUAAUUGGGUGGAAGAAAUUGUGGACCCUACAAUGGGGAAUGAUUAUGAUGCAAGUAAGAUGGAAAUUUUGGCUAUAGUUGCUUUGGAUUGUUUAGAGGAAGACAGAGAUAUUAGGCCUACUAUGAGCCAAGUGGUUAAGAUGAUUGAAAGCCAUGAGAUAGAUGUUUGAUGUUAAUUUGAAUCUUUGGUCUUUUGAUUUUGGCACAACAGAUAGGACAGAUGAACCUACAUGGUUUCUCUUUGCAAAUAAUUAAUCUUAUGCCUCAUCAAUACAUUUUGGUGAAAAUGAAUUUAGAAUUUGCAAUUUUUGGCAUGUUUAAA
Cicer arietinum (chickpea) is the source of this 2588-nucleotide messenger RNA. RefSeq names its product putative receptor protein kinase ZmPK1. Lineage: Eukaryota; Viridiplantae; Streptophyta; Magnoliopsida; Fabales; Fabaceae. Gene Ontology annotation, biological process: recognition of pollen; protein phosphorylation. The record is from RefSeq and is a predicted model, not a curated record. Gene Ontology annotation, molecular function: protein serine/threonine kinase activity; ATP binding.